Molecule: messenger RNA, 1687 nt
Organism: Camelina sativa (false flax)
Lineage: Eukaryota; Viridiplantae; Streptophyta; Magnoliopsida; Brassicales; Brassicaceae
Source: RefSeq, a predicted model, not a curated record
GAAACCAAAGAAAGAAGAAGAAGAAGAAGAAAACAACAACAACCCUUUUUAGCUUUUUCCAUCUUCUCUGGCGAGUUCGUGACCUUGGCCGGAGAAAAAUCAAAAAUCGCUUAUCUCUGCAACCGCAUUAUCGGCGGUCAUGGCUGACCCAGAGACCUUAGCGGCGUUGAAGAGAGCUUACGCCGAUACGAUACUGAACACGACGAAGGAAGCCGCGGCUCGUAUUAUGGUUUCUGAAAAGAAGGCGCGUAGGUAUCAGCAAGAACUUGCGACGGUUAGAGAUGAUGCUCUUCAUACGUUGCUUAGGCUUAAACAGAUGCUUGAUUCCAAGGUCAAGGAGACAGAGAUAAUAUCCUUGAAGCAGCAACAGAAGGUUGAGGAACUGGAAGCUCAGCUUGAAGAGGCUGAAGAUAUUGUAGGAGAGCUGAGGGCGGAGUUGAGACAACUUCAAGAUGAGCUCAAGAAACGCACGGAUGGUCAGACACAUCUUAAAAGUGAUCAUGAGGAAGACCCCCGUUGGAUAAACCGUGAUGCAGCAGUUUCUGUAGUGCCUGAGGUUUCUUGCAUUCAUGAGAGCACAGAAGCUGUAGCUCCUUGCAUCCCAGUUGACCAAACUGAAUCGGUGGUGGCUAAUGGAAUAAAAAUCCCAUCUUUGGCUCACAUUAAUAGUAUUAACCGGUGUUCUCAUAAAUAUAACAAGGAUCAAUAUCACCACUCUCUUCCUUCUAUACUGACAAAACGCAAGGAAUCUGAAGGAUCCGCUCAGAUAAUUCACGCAGUUGAUAGCAGUAUGGCCAAUGGAGAUCUGUCUUCCUCUGUAGAAGUAGGAGAUGUGAAUGAUGGAGGUUGUCUUCACAAAGUUUCUUCUUGUAAAAGUGUAGAGACCUUAGAAAUAUCUGGUUGUGCUGAUGCUACUGACUCCAUAUCUUCUGUUAGAGAUGGAGAAGCCCCAGUAGUGUCUCCAAACGCUCCUCAGAAGGAUGAUGGCAAUCUCGUAUUCUUGAAAACAUCUCCUCCAACGAUUGUGAAAACAGAUGCAAAGAAGGAAGAAAAAGAGAGCUGUGAGAAUAUGGAAGUUUCGGCAUCUCCUUUGUGCGAAGAAACUUCAGUUUUGGCACUUAGUAAAAACCGGUGUAUCAAGUACACGUUUCAGAGGAAGAGAAAGAAGGAGGUUUUAAGCAAUCUUCAAGGAACUUCAUCGUUUGAGGAGAGCAGAAACGUGAAACAGAAGACUGGGGAUAAAGAUGAUGUUUAUUUGGAGUCUCUGAAGCCUAGCUUUACCAGUGAAUCAUCUCGAGAUAUAGUCUACGCAUAGCACAGGGGGUUUGGGAAGGUUAGUAAAUAUUAUCAUACAUCUAAUUCGCUAUAUCAUGUUAAGUUUAUUAUGUUUCUCUGUUUCUAUAUUGUAUUGUACCAUUCUCGGAGAAGAAAGAUUUGCAACAGAAGAACAAGUCAACCAGUAGGAUGCACCAGCAAAAUGGUUAUAGUAGUAAAGAAUUCAUCUGAUAUAUAUACAAAUAUUCAAGUUAGAUAUGAUAUUGAGUCAAACUAAAGUUGAUGUGAUAAGGAUAGAAUGGAAACUUCAAAAUUCUGACUUACACCUGGAUGCUGUGUAAGACUAUUAUGAGCUAUCAGUGUAUUUCGUAUGUAUGUAAAUAAAUGAUCUAACGAAGAAGUCUUACUAAAA